AUGUCUAUUCUCGGAUUCUCUGAACUUUACACAGGUACAGAAGUUACCUUUGCCACACCAUCAGUCCAGAAGUGGGUUAUCGAGGAGAAACUGACCGAAGAUGUCCAACAAAUGACAAAGUGGGAACUUGAUGGUGGCGCUGGGCCUCCCUUUGCCGUGUUUAAAUGUCUCUGUCACAGUGCGGCAGACAGCGACAAGAAGGCGUUCAUGCGAAUCUAUUUCCAGGUUCUUAUUGAAGGAACUGAGUACGAACGCCCCGAGGUUCGACAACGACAGGCCGCUGCACGAAAACAUCGAGAACUAGACGUCCUGAAGGCUCUGCAACUACGACAGUGUCCCGUGGUACCGAGUCUCCUCGCCUAUAAACAAGGAAAACAAGGCAAUGAUGGCCUGGUCCCAGAUGGAUACAUUACACAUAUUGUGUGGGAUAUGGUCCCCGGAAAGUCACUGAACCAGGAUAAAGUCUGGGAUCCUACAUCUGGUCCAUUACGUGAGGCCGUCCGUGCGAAGUUCCGCGUUGUCUGGGAGGAGUUGAGACGAUAUGGAUGGGAGCCAGGUAUGCCCGGGCUGGAGAACAUCAUAUACGACGAGGCUACACAGACGAUGCACAUUGCAGGCUUCCGAGAAUCUGCCUCCCUUGACCCCGAAGAAAAAUUUACAGAUAUGACCUUUGUCGGCUGGGGCUUGGCUAUACCACCUAGGAAGGCUGGUUGGGACAAGGACAGUACUAAGUGGACUUGGUGA
Penicillium roqueforti is the source of this 744-nucleotide messenger RNA. RefSeq lists its product as uncharacterized. The transcript has 3 exons. Bases 1 to 744 code for a protein of 247 amino acids. The record is from RefSeq and is a predicted model, not a curated record. NCBI's taxonomy places the organism in Eukaryota, Fungi, Ascomycota, Eurotiomycetes, Eurotiales, Aspergillaceae.